UCCAAUAAGCAAAUUUAAAAACGAAAAAGGAAAACAAAACGUGGAGUGACUGCAAAGAGCAAGAACAAACCAGUCAAAAGCCACACAUUUCUUCACUCUCAUCAUCUGCAGUCCCAAUUCUAUGGCAGAAGCAUCGGCGUUUCUCGCUACGCAGAGGCAUGCAGUGGUGACGGGAGCAAACAAAGGGAUUGGAUUCGAGAUCUGCAGGCAGUUGGCUUCGAAGGGGUUGACAGUGGUCUUAACUUCAAGGGAAGAGAAGAGGGGUCUCGAAGCUCUCAGGAAGCUGAAGGAAGAGAGCUGUCCUGCUCUAUUGGGUGAAGUAGUUUUUCAUCGACUUGAUGUUACUGACCCUGCAAGCAUUGACUCCCUGGUUGAGUUUACCAGAAAUCGGAUUGGAAAGCUGGACAUCCUGGUGAACAAUGCCGGGGUCGGUGGAAUUGUUUAUGAUUUUCAUGCUUUCGCAGAUGCUAUUGAGCGUGCUGGUGGUUGGCCAACUGAUGAAGAGAAGUGGAGAAAGAAGGCAGCCCAGAAUUACGAAUUAGCCAUAGAAUGCCUCGAAACAAACUACUAUGGCGCGAAAAGAGUGACCGAAGCUCUCCUUCCCCUGCUUCAACAGUCAAGUUCUGCAAGGAUUGUCAAUGUCGCUUCAUAUCUAGGACUCUUGCAGCAUAUUCCCGGGAAACAAAUCAGGGAUGAGCUGGGAGAUAUCGAGAACCUCACAAAAGAUCGAAUAGAGGAGAUCCUGAAGGAUUUCAUAGAAGAUUUCCGGCAGGGUCAACUAGAAGCCAAAGGCUGGCCUGAGAACAUCUCUGCAUACAAGAUGUCAAAAGCAGCACUGAUUGCUUACACCAGGCUCCUAGCGAAGGAGUUCCCGUCAGUCCUUGUGAACGGCGUUUGCCCAGGCUUUGUCAAGACUGAUAUAAACGGCAACAAUGGAGUCCUAAGCGCUCAAGAGGGAGCAGAGAGCCCUGUCUACCUGGCUCUUCUUCCGAAAACUGGGCCUUCUGGCCUUUUAUUCUCCAAGAAAGAAGUCUGUUCUUUCUGAGAAACAAAGCUUGUUAAAUAUCAUAAUCAUCGAUUGACAAUGAUAAAUAAACAAUAAAAAGCAAACUCUGUUCGAUUUCACAAACUUCAUUAAUGUCCUUUUCAAUUUCAGGAUUCACAUUUUCAUUGGAUUUAUGUUACUUAUUGACGGUAUAAGCUGGAA
Molecule: messenger RNA, 1207 nt
Organism: Punica granatum (pomegranate)
Lineage: Eukaryota; Viridiplantae; Streptophyta; Magnoliopsida; Myrtales; Lythraceae
Source: RefSeq, a predicted model, not a curated record